AAAACGAAAAAUAAAUAAAUAAAGAAAAAUAACACAAAUUCCUAACGAAAAUCAAAUUUUAAAUUCCGGUUCGCGCACAAAACCAAUGCAAAAUACAAUGCAAGCCUGCGCAGCGGCCGCUGCAGAUGCGUCGACGUCGACGUCUACGCCUGCGUCGCCGCCGGACUUUGAUUUCCAGAUGCCGUGUCGCUAUUUCAAAAGUUCUUUUGCGCGUUCGCUUUCGCUGAACAACAACAACAAUGGGAAUGGGAAUGGGAGCAGCGCUUUGGCAUUGCCCAAGAAGUCGCCGCAAAUUGAGGCCAAGCAGCAGCAGCAGCAACAGGAGUCGCUCUGCUUGACGCCGCCGCCAGCGCUGCCCGCGCGACGUCACACGACGACCAACAACAACAACAACAACAACUUGACACAUUUCAAUGCAGCGCCGACUAAUCAGCAACAACAACAACAACAACAACAACAACAACAACAGCAGCAACAACAACUCCAGCGGGAUCUGAAUCUUGCCCUCACUUGGUCAAUGCAGGAUGCCAGUCAUGUUGCCGCACCCAACAACAACAACAACAACGGCUGCAACAACUACAACAACAACAACAACAACUUGCCACCGCUAGCCGCACAUGAGCAAUCGUUAAAUGUCGAGGCUGUCAUAUUGCAAAAUCAGGUGGACACAUUGCAAUGGCAAUUGAAGCAGACAGAAACCAAUUGUGAAAUGUAUCGAGCUGUAAUGGAGGAAGUCGCGCGCUUCUUCGAGCGCUAUCAACAGCAGCAACAACAACAACAACAGUUGCAACAGCAGCAGCAACAGUUGCAGCAACGGCAGCAGCAAGCGAAUCGCCACAGCUUGGGCGGCGGCCUGGGCGAGCAAAUCUCACGCUCGAAGAGUCUGCAUCAUGUGCACGGCGUGCAGAGCGAUCCCAAUGGCUGCCCGGAGCUGGCAGCUGGCGGCAAUAGCUGCGCCGGCUCCGUCGCCUCGUGCAACAGCUCCGCCUCGUAUUUGCGCGCGCGCAGCAGCACGAAUCUGAUGCUAAACAAAUCGAUGCUGACCAUGAACGAGGAGCACAGCUACGAGAGCAUUGCGCCAGCGGGCAGCUACAAUGCCUUCAAGGACUUCACCUGGCGACGCUCGCCCAAGAAGUUGGGCGGCUGCAAGUCGCGUCUCUCCUCGCCAGAGGCAGCCGAGGAGAAGCUCAACCAGGAGGCCUUUCGCCUGGCGCGCACCAUACGCAAUCUGCUGCACAUGUCUGGGCAGCAGCCGGAUCUCACGCAGCCGCGUCAUUCGAUGGUCUCCUUGGCCGGCGGCCAGCGUCUCUGCAAGAAUCAGAAAACCAGCUCAGUGUUGACGCUGCUCGCAGCUGCACCCGCGCCCGCGCCGCUGCACAAUUCGACCGGCCUGGAUGUGACGGCCAACCAUCCGCCGGCUGUCAAGUGCAACGGCGAUCUGGACAACGGCAGCAAUGCCAACAACGCCGCCACCGUCGCCGCCAGCAGCGCUGAGAUGCUGUUUUUACGCGCCAACCAGAUGCGUGAUUCGCGUUUGUCGCUGCGCAGCUCCACCGAUAGCUCUGUGCAUUCCACCAUCUCCUCGACGGCCUCGUCCUCAUCCAAAAUCGAAACCGAUGAGGAGCAUACCGCCAACAAUAACAACAACAACAAUGAUAAUAAGCAGAGCAAGCCAGCUGCGAGCAGCAACUGCAAUAAUAAUGGCUCCAGCACGGAGGAUGAGAGCGGCUUCAGCUCCAUCAGCUCGUUCCAUGAUGUGGGUCUGCCGCUCAGCUCCACCUUGAUUGGCGGCAACAAUUGCCGCCUCUCGCUCUCCACAGAGAGCCGCAACUCGACGCUGAAGUCGGCGCUGAAUGUGGUGGGCGUGCCGCUGCAACCGCUGCAACCACAGCUCGCGGCCAGCUGCCAGACGCAAUCGCCAGCGAAAACCUAUCGGAAUGCCAAUCGCUAUCAGCGCUUCUCCACGCUCUCCAACGAGGAUGCAGCCGCUGUGCUCUGGGUCUAGGCUGAGCCCAUUCUCGCACCGAUGCCCAAAACCCACCCCAGUGGCAUUUCUCGCUCCAUUUCAAUUAAGUUUUUUUUUAGUUUUUAUGUUCUUCUACUCGCUAGUGCCUCUCUCUCUCUCUCUCUU
Molecule: messenger RNA, 2131 nt
Organism: Drosophila novamexicana
Lineage: Eukaryota; Metazoa; Arthropoda; Insecta; Diptera; Drosophilidae
Exons: 4
Coding region: 86-2005 (639 amino acids)
Source: RefSeq, a predicted model, not a curated record